UUUAUGUUUAGUUAGUUUUUGUGUGUCAAUGUCAAACAAUUUCAAAACCAAAGCUGAAAGUUUUAAAAAGUUAUUAAAUUAUUAAAAACACAAAUAUUAUAAAAAAAAUUGGAGUAAAAUCCAAGAAAGUAAAACAAUUAUUCUUCUCCAAUAUUUAAUUUUUCAACAAAAUGAAUACCGAACAAGAAUACACAAGAGAAGAAUUAGCACAGAUGCUAACCGAGAGCGCUCACAGAUUGUGGAGACAAUUCAAGGCGGCUGGGAAUAAAUUACUGUACGACUGGGGAGGAUACGAUUUGAUUGACAAGAGCGCCCGACUUGCAGCCAAGUACCCGUUUGUUGCCUUAAGUGCUGUGCUUGGAUUUCUUGUAAUUUUCCUUCCAUUCUUGGUUCUCAUGGCUUUCGGAUUAUCGACCAUGGCCAUAACAUUUACCGGGUUUAUGCUUCUUGAGGGAACUCUUCUAACAAUAGCAUCAAUCCUCCUGUUUGGCUGCUUAGGAGCUAUUCUAUUGGUUUUCUUGUUCUUUGGUAUUCUUAUGUUAGCCGGUUAUUUCGGCUUUGUUCACAUCUACGACUUGUACAACAAUUCAAACGAUCGUAGUGCACUUAGGCAGUUCUUACGACGUGAACGUACACAGGGAGAAUCUCUUCACUAAAGACAAGGCGAAUCUUAAACUUCCAACCUAGAAUAAGUACAUCGCAUGACCAUAUAAAUUUACAUCACUCAUGAUUUAGUUCAUUUGCUUAUUUUUUUUUUACUCUCAUAGAUAAGGACACAUAAAUUAUAAACUAUAUUCUUUUACUUUAAGUUAAGUUUAGUUGAUAGAAAUGACAUACAUACAUAGAUUUUAUAUUUGCAUUUAUUGUU
Messenger RNA from Eupeodes corollae, 868 nucleotides. RefSeq lists its product as uncharacterized. The record is from RefSeq and is a predicted model, not a curated record. The coding region runs from base 171 to 656 and encodes 161 amino acids. The transcript is spliced from 3 exons. NCBI's taxonomy places the organism in Eukaryota, Metazoa, Arthropoda, Insecta, Diptera, Syrphidae.